Meyerozyma guilliermondii ATCC 6260 is the source of this 6675-nucleotide messenger RNA. It is a transcript of the gene CCH1, whose product is annotated as Cch1p. Bases 1 to 6675 code for a protein of 2224 amino acids. Lineage: Eukaryota; Fungi; Ascomycota; Pichiomycetes; Serinales; Debaryomycetaceae. The transcript has a single exon. Gene Ontology annotation, molecular function: high voltage-gated calcium channel activity. The record is from RefSeq and is a predicted model, not a curated record. Gene Ontology annotation, cellular component: membrane; voltage-gated calcium channel complex. Gene Ontology annotation, biological process: calcium ion import across plasma membrane.
AUGAGCUCUCCCUCAGAUUCAAGAGGCUUGUGGCAAAACCAAGGUUCUAGCAGCCGGGAUCCAAGUCCGUUGUCAGCAAGAUUCGCUAGUCGACAUCUGCUGCGCAGAGUAAGCAGAAACCCAUUCGAUGACAACUACGUUGAUCCUGACGAACAUGCUCAUCUCACUGCAAAUGUUUCUGGAGAUAAUUCUUUUCAUCAGUCCCCAGAUCAUUCACACCGCCUAUCUAUUCUUUCGACCAACCAUGCUGAUCGUUCUCACACUGCUGCCCGCCAGUCGUCAUCGUUCAAUCCGUUUCGUGACCAAGAGCCCAACUCCAACCCUCCUAUACCCGAACCCAAAUCAUUCAUAGACGAGGCUACUAAAGCAAGUGACUUUGAAGCUUUACAAGAAGGCUUGAACUUUGCUCUUGGGUCUCACGAUAAGCACGCAAACUGGUUUCCAGUGAAUGAAAACAAGAGCUCCGAAGAUAUACGCCGACAUGUCUCCAACACAAGUGCUGAGGCGGAUUUGGCACAUGCAUAUCUGAAUGAUGAUGUCUACACUGAAACAAUUCCGUUGGAAAAUUUACCGUCAAACAGCCCACUUCACCAACACCCAUCUUUGAUUGAUUCUUCUUCUACUCCAUUUCCAUUCCAUAAGGUAGAUAAGAAAGGUCCCUCCCGUCGUGCUCCUCCAAACUUGACAGUCAUACCUCCCCAAGAUUUGGAAAGUGGCCGUCUAUCGCCUAUGACUCCUCAACUUGCCGUUGGAACCCCAACCUCCAAAUUUGCUGAUGUGUUGGUUCGUGUAUCAGACCGUAUAGCAGGGUCUGGAAACGUAGCCAAAUCUCCCACAAUUGAAACUCCUCAUCUACCACUAUCAAGGGAAAAUUCUAGUCUCAUGAAACCCGAUGACAAUCAUUCGUUGCAGCCUCACUAUCUGGGUAGAAACGACCUGUUCUCUGAGUAUUUGCGUGGGGAAAACAAUAGUGUUCCCGACGUUACGAUCACCGAUGAAAAUAACAAAACGAAUCGUGCGGACGAUGAGAGUGAUUUGGGUGGUCUUGGACUUUAUUUGAGCAACGACACAUUCGCAAACAAACCGAAGCAUUCAUCACCGAAAAAAGAUCACACGGAUCAAUUGUCUGAUCCAGGUACUAUUGCCCCGCCCAUCGCUAGGUACCCAAAGCAAGGUGAGUUCCCCAUACAAGAUUCCCUUUACCUUUACGGAAAAUCUUUGAAGAUAUUUCCUCCUUCAUCACCCAUAAGACGUUUUGCUUACGGAGUUUCCUGUAAUCUGUUCACGAAUCUCUUUCUUUUGGCCUUACUUCUGUUUCAGGUCGUCCUUCUAACUUACAGACAGUGGAAUCCUCCAGCUCUUGACGGGUACUUCUACUCUGGUUAUAACUGGGCAGAUUACACUUUGAUUGGUGUCAAUUUGAUCUACACGAUAGAGAUUAUUCUCAAAUGUAUUGCAUUUGGGUUGAUAGACGAUAGCCAGAUGUACGCCGAACUAGGAAUAGCAAGGGAGAUCGAUAGAAGGCUGCUUUUCAGACCUUAUUACAUUAUCAAAUUUCUCGAGUAUCUUCGAUUGAAAAAUCCUCGAAAGCGAAAGUACAUUGUGCCUGGUAAAGGUAAGUUUCACGAUAGUGCUUAUGAUUCUAGCGAUGAAGGAGAUCACGGAAUUGAUAAUCUGGGGAAUAAUGGUAAGGAAUCAACCGACCAGGCAAAUCGGGGAAUCCACACCAUUCAGGACAAAUAUUCUCGGCUGUCCAUAGACGAACGAGCAGGCUUGCUGGAAGGGAAUCCGCCUGUAAAGACACAACUAUUACCUUCCAAUACGUUGAUGCUACCAAAGAAAGAGAUCGACAUUGAUGCCUUGCACUUGAAAAGGGCAUACUUGAAGAACAGUUGGCAGCAAGUCGAUUUUAUUUCCAUGGUAACUUUUUGGAUAUCUUUAGCGUUGUCCAUCGAUCAUUAUGAUGCCAAACACCAUAUAAUGUUGUUUCGUGCUUUGAGCUGCUUGAGAAUAGUCAGAUUGUGCAAUAUGACGACUGGUACGACAACAAUUUUAACUGCCUGUAGGGCAGCCUUACCACAGUUGAUCGAUGUUUCGAUCUUCAUUGCAUGUUUUUGGUUACUUUUUGGCAUUAUAGGUGUACAGUCUUUCAAGUCGUCACUUACCCGUCAUUGUGUGUGGACAAAUCCACAGAAUUCAACUGACACCUUCAUUAAUAGUGAACAAUAUUGCGGAUCAUACACUGAUCUUGAUGGCACUGCAAGACCCUAUCUAUUUCGAGAUGGGACAGAAUCAAGUUAUGUUAAAGGUUACCGCUGCCCUAAGAACUCAAAAUGUAUCAGUGGUGACAAUCCAUAUAAUGGUACGGUCAACUUUGAUAAUAUUUUGCAAAGUAUGGAGCUUGUAUUCGUUGUCAUGAGUGCAAACACUUUUACCGAUAUCAUGUAUUACACCAUGGAUUCUGACAAUUUGGGUGCAUGUUUGUUCUUCAUAUUUUGUAUCUUCAUCAUGACUGUUUGGUUGAUUAACAUUUUCAUUGCGGUUAUUGUCACAUCCUUUAACAUAACAAGAAUGGAACAACAAGAUCAAGAAAAACUGUCAAGAACAAGUACACUUCUAUUCUUGAAAUUUUUUGAUCGUACAGGCAGAAAGAAUCUCGCGAGACUUGAUGAAUUAAAACGCCUGCAUCGACCCUUACGAAUCUACUACAAGUUUGAAUUUGUUUUCGUAAUUGUGAUCAUUGCGGCCAUGUUUACUCAAUGUUUUCGAAAACAUGGCAUGGACGAUUACAGAAGGCAUUUACUUUACCGGUUCGAAUGUGUCUAUACGGUCAUACUUCUUGCUGAGAUAGUGAUCCGUUUUGCCAUGCAUUUACCUCAUUGGAGACUCUUUUUUGUCUCAAAUAGAAACUGCUUUGACCUAUUUCUAGCGGUCUUUACAUUUAUUAUUAUUAUUGAACCCGUUAAGGAUAAAUUGGGGCAAGGGUACUAUUGGCUCACUGUGUUCCAGCUAAUGAGAUUCUAUCGAGUGGUUUUGGCUACAAGCUUUACACGAGAUUUGUGGAUGAAAAUAAUGGUCAAUUUCCGUGCUCUUUUUGAUUUGACAUUGUUCUUUUUCAUUUUGACUUUUGUGGUCAGUAUUAUUGUUUCAAGAUACUACGAAGGAGCAAUUCCUGUGGAUGACAUCUCCGAUUUGGACUUCCCCUUGCACACCUUGCCCAAUACUUUCGUAGGGCUCUACACCAUCACUUCAACAGAGAACUGGACAGAUGUACUUUAUGGGGUACAAGAGUAUGCAACAACGACCUCUUACAGAUCUUUUGGAUCGGUUCUUUUGAUCUGUUGGUUUAUCGUGUCGAAUAUGAUCAUCUUGAAUAUUUUUAUUGCCAUCAUUGCUAAAACCUUGGAAGUUUCUGAAGAAGAUAAGCGGAAGGAGCAAUUACAUCAAUUUAUGGACAAUAUGACCACUCGACUUCAGACUCUCGAAACUGAAGUGGACUUUUUGUCUAGGUUCAAAAGCAAGUUUUUCAAAAGGAAUGCAAUUCGUGAUGAGCUCGAGAAGGCAGUUGUUAAUUUGCUUUUGAGUGGAACUGCAGUCAACGACUUUCUUGACACUAACGAAGAGAGCGAUUCUGAUGACGCUUUAGAAAGAGAUAACGGGCUGGUGUCUACCCUUUCAACGGUCAAAUGGAAACGCUGGAUACAAGUACGCAUGGCAAGACUAACGAGCCACUUGAGAAAUCCUUUCUUUGCAAAACAAACUCAUACUCAUAAUGUGACAGAUUUUGAUCCCGCUGCAUUUGCAAAGAACAUCAUUUCAGAUAGAAAUGUCUUGAUAAGCAAACAAAACAAAUUUUUACAAGAGAAUCCUAAUUUCAACAAGGUAUUCUAUAUUUUAGAACCAAGACAUCCUGUUAGGCGGUGUUGCCAACGUCUAGUGAAAUCCAGUCAUGGCGAGAGGAUUGAUGGAGUUGAACCAAACAAGAAGGUUUCAGAAGCCAUAGUGUUUUUUAUGUUUUUGGUUACGCUUGCCUUGGUGAUUGCUGCGUGUUACUUAACACCCUUAUACCGGAAGAGUGUUGACCAGGUACAUGGAAAGUAUAACUGGACUUUUUACUUGGACAACGGAUUCUUGGCUAUAUUCACAAUUGAGUUUUUGAUCAAGAUCUUGGCUGAUGGGCUUAUAUUCACACCCAAUGCCUAUGUCAUGUCUUCAUGGAAUAUCAUCGAUCUUUGGGUCCUCUUGGCUUUGUGGAUAGAGUUUAUUGCCUUCAUGCAAAAUGAUGGUAACUUAUCUCGAUUUAUUCGAGGUUUUAAGGCUUUGCGAGCAUUGCGGUUGUUAACGAUAAGUGAAGUUGCAAAAAACAACUUUCAGCACACCAUGAUUACUGGUUUCUGGAAGAUUAUCAAUGCUGCUCUUAUCUCGCUUUGUUUGCUCUUUCCGUUUUCAAUCUGGGGAUUGAAUGUUUUCAAUGGGCGAUUGGGAUACUGUCUCGAUGGGUCCUCAGAUCAAGAUCACUGUCUUAACGAGUACGAUAAUGAGGUUUUCAACUGGAAUAUCUACAGUCCUAACGUAUACACGAAUCCACAGUUGGAGUUUAAUCGAUGGGCCACAUCUUUUGCAACUUUCUUUGAAAUUGUUUCGCUAGAAGGCUGGACAGACCUUUUGAUAAACGUCAUGAAAAGCACCGGUGUUGGCACCCCACAGGAAGACUUUGCUUCACCAAUGAAUGGAUUCAUGAUAAUUCUUUUCAAUUUUGUCAGUAUGGUUUUCAUUUUGACAUUGUUCGUGUCUGUCAUUAUUAGCAAUUAUUCCAGAACAACUGGAAGAGCAUACAUGACCAAAAACCAAAUCUCGUGGUAUCAAAUCAAGAGGUUUUUGGUACAAGUGAGACCAUCAAAGAGAAUGAGCCUUGCAGAAAUGAGCACCUUUCGCAGAUUCUGCUAUAGAAUGACCGUUGAAAAAAACGUGAACUGGAGUCGAAUUUUGACUUGCGUUUUGACUGCCCAGGUGGCUGCAUUGUUAAUGGAAUGUUUUCCGUCAAGCACUGGAUUGGAUAAAGCCAGAACGGCAGUGUACAUUUUCGCUUCCACUUUUCUUCUUUUGCAAGCGAUUAUGAAAAUGAUUGGGCAAGGCUGGAGAACUUUUGUUAGAUACAAGUGGAACACGUUCAGUUUCUUUGUAUCCUUAGGUGCCUUCGUCACCUCUUUGAUUGGUCUUUUCAUAAGCGCAGAGAGUGCUUUUAUCAACAUUAACAAGUUAUUUUUGGUUGCAACCUUGACUUUCAUCAUACCUAGAAGUGACAGGUUGAGUCAACUUUUGCGAUUUGCUUCCGCAAGUUUACCGCUGCUUUUGUCGUUGUCUUUCACUUGGAUUGUUGUCUUUUUGGUUUUUGCAAUUGCCUUGAACCAAAUCUUUGGAUUGACCAGAAUUGGUCCCAACGGAACUGGCAAUCUCAAUCUCCGCUCUGUGCCGAAAGCAUUGAUUGUUUUGUUCCGGUGCAGUUUCGGGGAAGGUUGGAAUUAUAUUAUGGAAGAUUACACCAUUGAAGCACCAUUCUGUUAUUCAGCACAUAGUUUGGACGACAGUGACUGUGGUAACAAACAAUAUGCAUACAUCCUAUUUAUUGCGUGGAACUUAAUUUCCAUGUACAUAUUCUUGAAUAUGUUCGUUUCUUUGAUUUUGGACAGUUUCAGUUACAUCAACAGUGCAACUGCUUAUAGUCAUUUAAUUGACCGAGAAGAAGUCAGAGAAUUCAAACGUACAUGGCAAAAGUUUGAUCCAGAAGGUACUGGAUAUAUACGCCCAUAUUAUUUGCCAAAGCUUUUGCAUUCUUUAAAUGGUGCUAUAUCAUUCCACUUCUAUUCUGGGUCCCUCACUAUUCCUGAGUUGUGUAAGAAAUGGAUUACCAGAAAUGACAUUAACAAUCCCUAUGAUAUCACUAUCAACUAUAGUGCCGUUGAAGGAACCAUGCAGUCAAUGGAUAUUGAGAAAAUUAGAGAAAGGCGAAAGUUGUACGAAAUGUUCAUUGAAGAAGCACUUUUAACUAUGGAACUCAAUCAAGAUCCUGGGAUUUCUUUCACAAGAAUAUUGCUUCAGUUGCCGUUAUACACCUAUUUCGAAGCUGGAAGUUGUCUUGACUUGAUUGAUUUCUUAGAGAGAAGACUCCUUUUACAGAAGGUCAAGAAAAGGCUUCACACGAAGCGAGUCUACGAGACAAUUGCAGCUUAUUCUUGUCGUUGGAAGUAUGCAAAGGAUAGGCGAUUAGGCAUCCGUGAUACCAACAUUGAUUUCACAGAAAACUUGCGGAGAUCAAGUUACUUGAGUACCGAGUAUCCUGAGUCGCGGUCGUCUGGCUCUGACAGAAGCAGUCGAGUAGUUGAUGACUUCACCACCAUCCCACGAAAACCUGAUUUGUUCAAUGAUGAUGAGGCUGCUUCACCACUUCUUGAGGAAGACAAGAUGUACAUCCCCAACUCUCCGUUGCAUACCUAUAAUGGAAAGGGUUCCAGAGAGGGCGGAAGUGUUUCGAAUGUUCCGAAAUUUGAAGUACAUGACAUGGGGCUGAUUGACACUUUUGAACUGCCGUUUGCAGAUCCACAAAGAGGAAAGAGAAAAAGAGAUAAGAAUCUCUCGCUAAUAGAUUUGACGUUAGACGAAGAGGGUCAGAAGUAA